CGAUGCGGAAGUGAGCCGCGGCUGGCGGCGGGGUUACAGCGGGGUUCCAUCCGGGUCCGGAUAGGGAAACGAUGUGGGGGGCUGGAGGGGGCCGGGGCUAGGAUCCUUCCCCGUUCCUGGCGGGGGGUGGGGAGAGGAAGAGCCUUCCGGGGGCUGGUCCUGUGUCCGCCCCGGGAGGUGUUGGGGCGAGGCUCGGCGUGAGGCGCCCUUUGGGCGGGGGGGAUUCCCGGGGGGGGGGGGGAGGCCUCAGGAAAGGUGACCCUCAGCAAGACUAGGGUGGGGGUGGGGGGUCAGGGUCCCCAUGAGGGGAAGCAAAGGGGGCUCCUCGGAAAUUUUCAGGUGCCCCGAGGAAACCGAGUGAGGGGCUUCGAGUCCCGGGAGCGUUUCCAGCUCUCCGCCCCCCGCAGGAUUUUGAAUGGGCUCCGUCCUGAGGGGAAGCUAGGAGAGGGUCGGAGUUGGGAUCGGGGCCCCUGAGAAGCCUAUAGGGCCCAGUGGAUAGCCCCCCCCCCGGGUGUGCGCGUGGUGUUUUCCCCCUAGGGGGGUUUAGAAAGCCAUGGCCACCCGGCGUUUAACAGACGCCUUCUUGUUGUUGCGGAACAACGCGAUCCAAAGCCGGCAGCUGCUGGCCGAGCAAGUGAGUAGUUACGGCUCCUCCAGCCCUCUGACUUCACGUAGCAUGGCUGCUGCGGUGAGUCUCCCUUCGUCCUACUGUAUCCCACAUUUCGCUGUUUCUUAAGUGCCAGCUGCGUUGUAGGGCUGUCAGGCGGCAAGCAUGCCAUCCUUGUGUCUUCUUUCCCCCUUUCCUCAACCUCUCUACUUGCCUGUAUCCUCUAUAUGUAUAUAAAGAAAUGUGUUUGCUCCAAUAGGUGUUUGCUCCCCCGCUCCCAGUUCAAUGUCCACUGUUAGGAUUUACAUGCAUUGAGGGGCACCCUGGCUUUUAAGGAACUACCCUGUUCCAAAACUGAUGUGCUUGCAUUAAAAACAGCUGUUGUAGCAAAGGGAGUUUUCUAAUGGUAGGUCGGUUAACACCCUGCAAGCAGAAAAACUAGGUUUGCUCCCAGUGUAUGUUCAGCAAGGAACUGCAGCCAGUCACAGCUAGUCAAUUUUUAUUGUGCUUUUAGACACAGAAGUGAAUGUUUUUCUUUCCCUGUUUUCCUGUCAAAUUGCAGACUUGGAACAUGUCUGAUUUUACUUAAGUCAUCUUUAAGAGUUUUGAAAGCUUCAUAUGGGAUUAUUUCACAUGGCAGCCUCCAAUUUCUUUUGUCUUGCUAAUGUUCUUGGAAGAUGUCCAGUUGAAUAAUUUUUAUUUUGUCCUGGGCACACAUAGAAUUCCCCGACAUUUGACCCAGCCAUCCAAGUUCUGGGCAUCCAAUUCUGCAGUGUUCCCCUUGAGUACUGUACAUUAUUUUUCUCAUAAUAAGGAGUAUGGCAAUCAUUCACUUAUGGGGGGAAAUAAAGUUGUGCACUUGGAUACUCUGCUGGGAUUCCCGUUCUGUGUCUCAGCUAUUUUUGUUCCAUGGAAAUCUAGGAGCAUCAACAAUUAAGCCAGCCCCUUUCUGCAGUCCCUCCUUCUGCAAAGUACUGCCUGAAUUGUUUCUUGUCACUUGAACUGAUUUAGAUAGAUAAAUGUGGCAAUUAAAAGUGGGUGUAGCCUUGAAUCUCCCAAUACAUGCCUAUGCUUUCUUUUGAUCUGCUGAGUGUUCUUGAGCAAGUUACUCUGGUUCAAUGUCCUGUUCUGUUAAAGGGGAAAGAGUAUCCUUGCUGUUUUUCUAAAGCACUCUGAAGUUGAACAGACAACCUAUUAAAAAAACCAAUUGCUAUAAUAUAUCCCAAUAUCCAUUUCUUUCUUUUUUUGUCAACUUUCCCUUCUCCAUCUUUAUGUUACAAUUAAUUUGGUAAAAUGUGAUAGGAAGAUAUUCCUAGAUGCCAGAAUAAAAUCAUUUAUUUUAGUCUGAAUCAAAUCUUUAGGCACCAACUUGGUGCUGAAAUUAGGAUAGGUUAGGGAUUUUGCUCCUCAUAAGUACACAUGCCACUAUAAUGUCUGUCUGUCUGUCUUUUCUUUCCCUCUGUGUGUGUGUGUGUGUGUUUUAAUAUCAGUCACCUCUCUUUCGAUUGAUUUUGCUUACUUUUCAGCUUACUGCUACAGUAUUAUGCUUCAUUAUUACACCACUAUGAUUCCGUUCAUAAAACAUUAAAUUGUUGCCCUCUCCUCUUUUCCCCAAUUGUAUUCUCCUUUAGUGAGUGAAAAAUAAGCUUAAUUUACACUGAUCUCUGAGGCACCAGUGCAAGGAACAAUAUCUUGUUUUGUUCUGUUUUGUGCUAUGCAACUGCUGAGUGUUGAACUGGUGUGCAAGUGUUUCUCUACACGUUGAAAAUUAGUUGAAAACUGCAUGCAGGUUCUAUGUUGUUAGACUGUUGCCUAGUUACAGUGCAGUCCUUCCUAUGCAUGCCCACUCAAAAGUAAGUCCCAGUGAGUUCAGUGGGGCUUGCUCCCAGGAAAGUGGGUAUAGGAUUGCAGUCAUAGUUUUUUGUUGUCCUCCAGCUCUGUUUUUGUUAGGCCAGAGAUAAAAUGUAUCCUCAUGCUAGAAAUGUGUUUAAAAGAAAACACCAGUACCGUAAUUUAUACCUUUAAACAAUACUUUGAAGUACAGGCAAAUUGACAUCUUACCAGCUGAUUUGCACAAAAUUAUAUAGGCUUCUUCAGACAUUUAGAGACUCUUGUAAUUUAAAAGAAAGUGUCUAUUGUGGGUUUGGAUAGAUAAUAAAAGAUCCUAAUUACCGUUUCCCUGGUGAUCAAGUACUUUUGUGUACAUAACUGCUAUGUUAUACCACAUGGGAAUAGUUUAUUUUGAAGGCUGUAUGUUAGAAUGGGGGGAAACUGCCUGAUUCCUAUAUAAUUUAUUACAGCCAAUGUAAAAAAAAUUGAUUAACUUGGUUAUUACUAAAUUCUUUUGGCAGCCCCUCUUAAGAGUUUUAAGCCCUCUUAUAAUGUCUCUUCCUUUCUACCUGAAGAAGAGACCCCCCCCCCCGCAUUUUUGCAAUGCACUUUGCCCAACUGGUCAGAAUUGGACUCCUGCUCCUAUCAGAUCAUGUUAAUGUUGAUUUGCAUGCUGCUUUUUCAGCCAAAGGCUGGUAGCUGAUAAGAGAAGAAAAACACAUAAUACAACAAAAUAAAAGUCAAUCAAUAUUAAUGCUCGGUAGUUAAGGAGCUAGUAAAUAUAUAACAGAUGGAAGAAUGGAACUCUGAUGAAAAGGAAUGAGAAUAAUCAUUUGUUAAAAAGAGAGACGUAAGGGAGCCUUUUCAAAACCUGUUGGCUACUGCGAAGAAGCCCCUGUCCAUGUACUCACCAAAUUAACCUCAGAUAAUGAUGAGGCACAGAGACUUCUUGGAAGGUCUUAACAAGCAUACAGUAUCAUAAGGAAGUAAGCAUUCAGAUAAUCUGGGACUGGGAUGAGCAAUACAAACCUUUCUGUGGGGAAUUUGGAUUGAGCAGAGGUGCAGAAAGGUUAAGCAUCCUGUCUCCUAUUGAGACUCCAUUUUAGUGCUCCAUUUUAGGAGAUCUUCAUCCUCUUUGUUCUCACUUUUCCACGUUUAACCAGGGUGGCUGCAGUAGGUAGAUUGCUAUACGCCUCUCGUUUGACUGUCUACCGUGGGCAGCUGUGUCUCUCGCAGGCAUUACUGAAAUCACAUUAUCUGAAAACUGUAAAAAGUCUGUGGGGUCCAGGGCCCUUCUAAAAAGGAGGAAGAGUGAAUGAACGAAUGAACGAGCCACAAGCUAAGAGCCAUAUUGUAUGGCAUGUGGUCUGUUUCAUUCACACUGGAGAAGAGAUUGGAGUGGAGCAAGAUCUACUUCCCAUGUUAUACAUUUCCUAUGUGAAAGCACAUCUGUGUAGCAUGGGAUCCAUAGAUCAUCAUGUCUGACAAUCACACUUGUGUGCAUUUUGCACACACAGUGGAAGGAGUUGGCCAAUCACAGCUUCCUUACAUGUGUGCCUGUUGUCAAACUUGAUGAUCUACAGAUGGGUUUCUACUUCUCGACACACAUGUUUUCCGGGUAGCUUGUAAGUAUCACUUCCCAACCUUGGGCCCCCAGGUGGUGUUCUACAAUCCCUGUCAUCUCUGACUGCUGGCUCUGCUGGCUAGGGAUGAUGGGAUUUGUAGUCCAACAACAUCUGGGGGCACAAGGUUGAGAAGGCUGCUCUAAAGAAAGAGGCAAAUUGCUGGGUAUUGGGGAAAUACAUGCACUUUUCAGCAUGUGCCAUUGUGGGAUGCUGUAAUAGAAGUUUCAAAGGCUGUUUUGUUCUCAGGGAGUUCAACACAGCAUGCACAUGAAAAGAUCAAGUUAUAGAUACUUUAAAACUUGAGUCCAGAUCCUGGAACAUUUGCCAUUGCUGUUUGAAAUUGCAUGUGGAAUAAUCACUAUUAAAAACACAGUAUGAAAGGUUUUCUUCUUUUAAAAAGACAGUCACUAUUAAUAUGAAUAAAAUAUCCCUGUAUGAACAGUUCUUUAACUCUGUGUUAAACCAAGGGCUCAAUUGACAUUUCCAUAUUCCUUACUGUAAAAUAAGCAGAUUUUUUUCUGGCUGGUAACCAACACAAACCAGAUCAGUUGUGUUCUGUAUUCAUUUCCUAUUUGAUCCAGAAAAUCCAUCUAUCUUUAAAAAGGCCUGCAGUAAAUACAUAUUUUGCAUUAAUGCACUUUCUGUAUGAAUAGGCAGUUCUUCAGGCUUAAAUUUCAACUCUUCCCAUUCCAUUGACUCAACUGUGUAAAUAGUUUGCUUUGUAACCAGCAACUUGUGAAAUCAAAUUUAUACCAUUUUAAAUUUUUUUUUUCCCAAUGGCAAAGGUCACAUCUGGCAGGGUAGUUCCAAUGUGCUUUACUUUGGCACUGCCCUGCCAUUUCUUCCCAAUUGUUUGUCCAGAUUAUAAUUAUAAUUUCAUGGGCAUCUGCAGUUUUAAUUCUGCUUUGUAAAGUCUCAAGCUAAUAAUAGUAAGUAAUAAUAAUAAUAAUAAGUAAGUGCCUGGUCAAAUGCAGGUUCUUUCCAAAAGGGUAAUAGAAUAAAAAUGGUUACUUAAGUAUAAAAGAGCAUCAUAUUUGCAAACUGUGUGCUAAUGUGGGUAGAAAAUAAAUGUUGUUUUAGGCCCUGGUUCAAAUAAUGUCAAAGCCAGCUGUUGUUCCUUUGCUCAAUUUGAACUAAGUAAGAGGAACUUACCACCUGUGGAUGCACAGGAGGGGCAGGAAAUGAGAGUUGGCCAGCGGAUCGGAUCCUUAUCUCCCCAAUCCAUCACAUGCCAAAUUUGGCAGGUGGACAGUGCUACCCAUCCGUCAAUCACCUGAUGUCACAGUGACAUCAGUUGAUAGGUGCUUGACGUCCCCCUUUUUUCAGGAUUUCAGAGUGUCACACAGGACUCGCUUGAUACAAAGCACUGAGUAGGGCUCUGAGCAAGGGGCUUGCAAUACAGAAGAAGCCUGCCUGUCUCUUGUUGGUUAUAUUCCUAACAGAAAUGCUCACCCUGCAUUCUUUUCCUUUUGCAAAUGCUGUUGUCUAUUCCUGUUGUGAGUUUACAGUCGUACCUCGGAAGUCAAACAGAAUCCGUUCUGGAAAUCCGUUCGACUUCCAAAGCGCGGCUUCUGCAACUAAUUGGAAGCCGCAGAAGCCCCAUCGGACAUUUGGCUUCCAAAAGAACGUUCGAAAACAGGAACACUCACUUCCAGUUUUCGAUUGUUCGGGAGCUGAAACGUUCGACUCCCAAGGCAAUCAGAAGCCGAGGUAUGACUGUAUAUUUAAAUCCUUCCGAAUAGCCAAACUAGGUGAUAUGACCAGCCUUUUAACCUGACUGUACACUUUAUUUCUAAAGCUAGACAUGCUGACCAAAAAAUAUAUAUGCAAAGAUAAAAAUUCCUGACUGUCGUUCAGCCUUUCGCAACCCUGGUGCCUCCAAGUGCUGACUGGGGCUGAUGGUAGUUGUAGAGCAAAAUACAAGGUUGGGGAAGGCUGCUAUAGUUCAUUGGGAUAAAAUUCACAGCCGAAAUGCACUAGCCAACUUCUAAUUCACUAGCCCAAUGCAGGAUGCAUUUGUUAACAGAUAGCCAUUAAUAACGUAUUUUUUAAAAGUAAAAUACUGUUAGAAAGCUGGGAUGUACCCAAAGUCCAUGGCUAAAGAGGUUCCUUUGCCCAACGCCUGCUAUUUCACUUGCUCCUGGCCAGGGCACUUGCCUUUAAACAUGUGCCAAAAAUAUGUUUCUAAUGGGCUUUGCAGGUUCCAACCCAGAGAAUUCUUUUCCUCUUUCAUUCUCCUUAUGCCGUGGGGUGGGGUGUUAUCACCACACCUUCAGCUUUGUCCUAUCACGCACCCCCUUCCUUAGCUGCUGCGAGGCAAGGCUGAGGCCUCACUGGGCUUAGCAGGUGAGGAAGACGGAGCAUAGCACUAAGCUGGAGAUGCAGGACGGCCUGUGUCAAAUGUAAAUGGAAUUUUCCAGGUUUCAGCCAGUUUUGAAUGAACACUUUAUAGCCAAGCAAUGUUCUGUGAAUAAUGCCUGUCUUUCUUGAAUGGAUUACCCACACAUAAUUUCUUGAGCCUCCUCUGUUCAGAAAUCCAGUCUGAGCUCGGGGGAUUUUUACAUGCAAGGAGGCUGCAUAGGCACAAGCCUGUUCAUUGAAAUGUUUCUCUGUGCAUAAUGCUCAGUGGGUUCCCUUCAGCUACCAUCUCAUGGCUGCUAAAUGUUACCACUGCCAUGCCCAGUAACCACAGUUUGCAAUUAAUUAAAUUGGAAUGUGUAGAUACCCCCCAAACUCUCAGAUUCUGUGAAUUAGUUUAGAGUAGAAUACAUGACUGUCGUUACCGAUCGCAGUUUGCACUGGAUCUGGGUUCUAACCUGCGUUUAAUUUUUAUUUACUUUUUUUUUAAAAAAGCUAGUUAUGUAAGGUUUUAAAAAUGUGUAUUUUUUUGCAGAUCAAGAAAAUUGAUUUGAAAUGAUUUGAAAAGGGGAAAUAUGGACCUAUCCACAAAGCUAAAUGCUAGUCCACUUAAAAGCUGAAACUGCUUUUAGAAGACUGUUUUGUUGCAUUGAUAAACUGGCAAUGUUGAUCAAUAAAAUUCCUUUGUUUCUUCAACUGACUGUACCCUGUGCUCUGUCCUGUUCUUUUGUUUCCCUCUCUUACACUUUUGCUGUCCCUAUAUGGAUGGGGCUGAUGGGACCUACAAUCCACCACAGGAGCUGGAUGAGGUAUAGUCCACUUUGUCUAAUGCUGCUCUUCUUUCAUGGAAAAUGUCAAAGGAAGUUGCCUUAUACCAGUCUAGCUGGGGGGCUAUCAGAGCUCGGUUACUGUAGGGCAGCAUGAAAGGCUGCUUUGGUAGUGGGGUGUAUCUUUGAGGUUUUGCAGCUAGCUUGCAUGCUUUACUUCCAUAUAACUGAAAUGAUCUCCCCCCCCCCCCCAUGAAUGCUGAGGUGGUCAAGCCUACAUUCAUAGUUAGAUUGAAUAUGGAGAGGAGAGGAGAAAACCCAUUGAGUCACAACACCACCACCCCCCCCACAAAAACCCCCAGGCACAAAUUCAUCAUAACACUUGACUAAUACGAUGAACUGGGCUGCUUUUGGGUCAGAUUUGAAGUUGUGAUAGGUUUCAAACAUAGAUUGCCACCGCAGAUAGAAAAUAUCUUGACCAUCAUAUCAAGAAACUUCUAAGGCCAAUGGGGGGGGGGGAGCUGACCGAGGUUCACUCAGUACAUCUUAGGCUGCAACUCUAAGCACAUUUUCUAUUAAGUUAUUAUAAUAAUAUCACUAAAUUAUUAUUUAUAUGCCUCCCAUUUGACUGGGUUGCCCCAUUGGACUUAGUAGGACUUGCUUAGGAUGGCACAGAUAGUCAAAUCUAUUCUGUUUGUUUCACAUCUCUGUCCUGUCAGUGGUCAGGGUUUGCUUGCAUUUUCUCCUUUCAACAGCUCAGUGAGGUACCUUAGGCUGAAAGAAAGUGACUCACUCACUCAAGGUCACCCGGUUUGCUUCGUGGAUGGGUUUGGAAUUAAAUUUCCAUCUCUGUCUCGACACUUUAGCCAAAGGAUAGGGAGCCUGUGACCCUCCAGGUGUUGUUGGGCUGCUAGCAGCCAGCAGCUCCAUCCACCAUGGUAAAUGGCCAUGGCUGAUGAAAGUUGUGGUCCAAAAUAAGACCUGGAGGACUGCAUGCACCCCAGACCUGUUCUGGCCACUGUACAACACUGUGUUUGUAAAGACCCUGCGCGUGUGCUUUGUCAUUUGUUUAGUUAAAAAUCCUACAUAGAAUCAUAGAAUUGUAGAGUUGGAAGGGACCCUGAGAAUCAUCUAGUCCAAUGCAGGAAUAUGCAGCUGUCACCUAUACUGCUUUUCAGGCAAGCCUCACAAAGCAGUUUACAUUAUACUGUUGGGGAACAAUAAGCACAAUUUAAAACACUGUAAAUGAAGCAGCAAAAACCAUUUACAAGGAAAAUAAGCAUUUUGAAAGCUGGAUCUAGCAGGGUUUUGGGAGGGAGAGGCUGCCUCAGCCAGAAUACCAAGAGUGAGAUAAUGGGCUGAGUUCCAAGGUUUGUUGUUUUCUUUGCCUUCUCUCUUGCUAUUAUUUUCAAGAAAGGACAAUGUACUAUAGCACCCAAAUACGUUAUAUCAAAGAUCCUUUAAGGCCCAAGGAUGUGGGAAACGGGUUUUCUAGGUGUUGGUUUUGCUGCAGGGGAAGAAAUAGCAUGUGCAGAAGGGUGAUGCCUGCACUGUCCCAGGAUGUUUUCCAUAAGCAUGCGGAUCUGCCCCAUGGCCUGAGAUUCAGCACAACCCAGUCAGAAAACUGUCAACUGCUCCCUUCACCUCCCAGAGAUUAUACAACUAGCUGCAGUGCUUCCAUUUUGAGAUGGGAGCCCUGGCGACCUCUGGGCAGAACUAACUCAUUGUUACUGGCCUCUUUGCAAUGCUUUCUCUCCCUACCCACCUCCCCAAAGGUAAGUGGAAAUAUUAUUGAGAUUAAAGAAAGAAAUCCAGGUAAAGAUUCACCAGGGGUUGGGAGCUGCAGACAUGCUUGUUCAGGUGUUCACAUUUAAAUAUGUGAAGGGGGAAACAAAAUAACACAGGUAGUACCAAGUGUGCCUGAGACUUGACUUGUACAUUAUUAUCUUAGGCUUAGAGCGUUCAUUCUUCCUUUGACCCCUCUUCCCAGUGGAGCUCUCAGUCCAUUCUUCCAUGCAGAGUCACAGCUGCUCGGCUUAAGCAUUUUUCUAGGAUUGAAGCCAUCUCUUCCCUUGUGAAAGGGUAAUGUAGAGUAGAAAUCACCCCUGUUCCCCAGCAUUCCCUUCAUGGUUUCUAAAAGUACAGCACGCGAACAAGGUUUAAAAAUAAUGUCCAAUUGGUGUUUUCAUUUGGGAAUGAAAGAAACUCGGAGUCUAGUUUUUGUACAACAUCUCUUAAGUUUUAAGUCUAUAAAUUGGAAGACACAAGUCUCACUUGCAUUAAAGCUAAUGGUGGUGUUGUGAGCUGUGAACUGCACACAGUAUCUGCGUUUUGUGAAAUCGCUUUCAGCAGCCGAGUUCUGUGAAAAUGUUUCCUAGACUCCCCUCCCACCAAAAUGAGAUGUUUCUAAUUUACAGUUUUAAAGUGAUAUGUCGAGCACCAUAUUUGCUUGAGGAUAUCUUAAUCCGGCACUUCCUUUAAUUUUAAAAGCAGAAUUCCCCAUCUUUUGUAUAGCUUCCUGAAGGAACAAUGCCUUUCCAUUUGUUGCUUUGCCAGGAGCGACCUACAGCCAGCCAUGCCUAGCGAGAGGAAGUAGACAGGAUUUAGCUGGAAAGGCAGUGCCUCAGAAUUAUAUCGCAGAGACGGAUAGUGAAGUUCUGUUCUUAGGCCUGUUGCUUCUUUAGCAGCUUAAGGUAGGGAUUUCCUCUCUCCCUCUGCUUCAAUUUCCUCCACUAUGACUAUUUACUGAGGGGACAGAGAAUUGGACUUCAGGCCUGCACCAUCUCGAAGGCUUGAGGUGGGUUACAAAAUGCGCAAAUUAGAUCAAACGCAUACUUAAAAUUCUUGGCUUUAGUCAGGCUAGGUAGAACAAUGUAGGCAACACUUACAAAACAUCUUUGAUUUGGGGUGGGGAAGGGUGUCCUUAAACUUUGGGGCUGCUUACAAGACAGAGCUGCCAGGACUGUGUGGCCCACUGGGCAUAUCCAAGCAAACCCUCUGCCCACGAUUAGAGAGCUGCAUAUCUUUAGAAUGAGGACAUAACAUCUUUGAAAAGAAAACACCAAGACCAAGCUUUCUUUUUAGUAGCUCUCAGUCUUGGGAGCCCAGGAAGCUGCGUCAGACCGCUGGUCCAUCCAGCUCAGUAUUAUCUCUGUCUAGGAUAGCAGACCAGGUGCUUUCCCAGAUCUACCUGGAAAUCAAACCUGGGGCCUUCAAGGAACACAAAGCAGAUGCUCUAACUACUGAGAUACCAGCCCUUCCCCAUGGCAGCCCUUCAGAACCUUAUUGAAUGUGUUAAGCUUGCAUUCCUUUAUUACAGAGUACCUAUGUAUAACCAGGAAGGUGGCACUUAAAAAGAAAACCCAUAUCCUUUUUAUUUUCAUUGGUUUUGCUUCAGUAGCCCUUUGUGGCAUUAAACUGACAAUAGGUGGCCAAGAGUGGAUGUUGGUUAGUUGAUGGGACAAGCCUUUCCACCCUUUGAAUGCUGUUUCCUCUUUGUCCCAUUCUCCUGCCCACCCGCAACUUUUGAUUUGGGUAGAUAUUUUUUAUAUAUAUAUAUAUAUAUAUAUAUAUAUAUAUAUAUAUAUAUAUAUAAGUUGGCUUAGUUUUAUGCAGGGUCCUUUACUCAGGAAGGGUAAUGUAUUGACUGUUUGGGAGCUGAUAAGUUGCAAAAGCUAUGAAUGCGAUGGCUGGCUCAUAAGAGGUUUAAAUGUUUUAAGUACCCGUACAGAGCCAGAAUCCUUACUGUAAAGUGGUAGGUUUUCACUGUAACGUCGGAGAACCCUUUCCACACCAAUUUGUCUACUGAGAAACCUUUUGCUUGCCUCUGUUAACUGCAGAGGAACAGUUCAGGGGAAAAGGAAUAUGUCUGAGGUGCACACUUGGUUCAUAAAAAUGCUGGCCAGGGCUUUUAGGCCUUGCAUGAAUGGAGAACGUGUCCAAAAACACACCCAGCUUUUCUCUGUAAAUCUGAACUGCAGGGGAAUGAUCAGUAAUGACGGGCAAGGUGGCCAGGGAAGCUUUCUCUGCCAUAGCUGGCUUUCUUCUUGGAGAACCACUGCUAAGAGUUCAAGAAGCCUGCGAAUUCCCAGAAACACCUUUGCCUAAAGUCAAGGUAUCUUGGCCUUUUACUCUGGGUUGUAAUCUGAUAAACUAACCAUUCUUUGUAUACUUUCAACAGCUUGCAGAUGACCGCAUGGCACUGGUGUCGGGGAUCAGUUUAGACCCUGAAGCAGCUAUCUGUGUAACUAAGAGGCUACCUCCAAAAUGGAUUGAUGGAGUGGAAGAAGUGAGUUUACAUGCCAUGGGUGCAACUUAACGUCUAGCUGUCUUUCUGGGAAAGCAGCAGUAAAACUUCUUAAUAUCUACUUGUUCAUUUAAUUUAUGUAUAUAUAUAUGUCUUCCAUUGUUCUGGGCAAAACACAAAAGUUAGAAAUCCACAGUUAUCGAAAAGACAUGGGGUGAUGUUCAGUUAAAUUUUACUUGGAGUAGACCCAUUGAAAAUUAAUGUCCAUGACUAAGUCGUUCCAUUAAUUUCAGUAGGUCUACUAGUUGAAUACCACCCUUGAAGUAGGAACAUAUUGCAACCAGAUUGUAAAAUCACCAAAUCAGCAGCAGUGAUUCUUACUUCACAUCAUGAAUGCUUAGCAAGGGAGGUGUGCUUUGUGUUGCCAGUGAGGAAGCCAGCAAAAUGACUUUUUCCUUUCAAAAAAAGUACAAAAAAGUUUUGAACAAGUGGAGGCACUUGCUUUGCUUUCCCAAGAUUCUCUCAGGGUCAGAGAACAACUUAAAACUAUAGGCAAUUGUACUACUAAAAGUUUUGGGGGAAACUUUGCCUCUGAUAAAGUACCAUCAGGUGCCUGGUCUUGUAAGUAACAACAGGUAACUUACACAAGUUUACAGGCAUACAAACAAGCUUAAAAUUUAAAAGAGAGUGGGAGGUUUUGUGUGCUAAAAAAACGCACCUAGCUGCUUUGCAGAAGACUGUCCUCUAUAUUGUGGCUUCCAUUUCUUAGGGGCAGCAGAUGUUGUCACCCCCUCAAUAUAUCUUACGGCAUUCUGUUUGCCUGGAACUUAAUGGUAGUUGUUGAAAACUGUUUUACUAGUUCAUCUGCAUAGUCCUGCUGUGAUUUCUGUUUCUAGAUCUCAGAGUUGAGCUUGCUGGAAAUUAUUCUCUUGGAUCUGAAAGCCUUGACCUCCUAAUCCUAGAGGGGCUGGGGGCUGGCUUGGCUGUGGCUAUCACACACAGAGAAGGAGAUUGAGUUCAGGUUGGAAUGGUGCAGUCAUUUGACCAUGAAGUAGGACUAGUUGUCACCAAAUAUAGCCCUUGACAUCUCCUCUCUCACACACACAAACACACCCACCCACCAAUUAUAUGGAGGAGGAAUGGUCUAAACCAGGGGUCAGCAACCUUUUUCAGCUAUGGGCCGAUCCACUGUCCCUCAGACCAUGUGGUGGGCUGGACUAUAUUUUUUUUGGGGGGGGGGAAUGAACGAAUUCCUAUGCCCCACAAAUAAGCCAUGGAUGCAUUUUAAAUGAAAGCACACAUUCUACUCAUGUAAAAACACCAGGCAGGCCCCACAAAUAACCCAGAGAUGCAUUUUAAAUAAAAAGACACAGUCUACUCAUGUAAAAACACGCUGAUUCCCAGACCGUCUGCGAGCCGGAUUUAGAAGGCGAUAGGGCCGCAUCUGGCCCACGGGCCUUAGGUUACCUACCCCUAGUCUAAACUCAAGCCAGACUUGCUUUCCUCUAGUCAUUGAAUUGAAGCAUCAUGUCUGAAAGGUUGCUAAGAGAAUGCUUGUGUGUACAAGGCAAAAAUGGAGUGAUUUCUCUAUGGAUAGCAAAUAUGAUUUUGCUUAAUCAUGGUCCCAUCAUUUAUCUGCUGUUGUUCAGAACCAUACUAAAUUUGCCCUAAUUUUUAUUGCUCUUUUAGAUCCGGUAUGAGCUCUCCAGGAUAAAACAGAAGAUGAAAGAAUUAGCCAGUCUGCAUGACAAGCAUUUAAACAGGCCAACUCUGGAUGACAGCAGUGAAGAAGAGCACGCAAUAGAAAUAACCACCCAAGAAAUUACACAGGUGCCCAUGAGGGGGUUUCUCUUUUCAUAAAUGAGUCUCGGUGUCUUUUUCAGUUCUUGUGCUAGCGUUUUCAUUUUUCGAUCAGUCAGUGACUGAAAUUGCUACUGCAGCUCAGAGGCUAGUUUGCUUUAUUUGUUAAAUUUAUUUGUUAUGUUUACCUUCCUUGAAAUAGUUUCAUUGAGCUCUUGAAGUGGGUUAUGAGUGGCUUUGGUUUGCCCUGGGCAAGAUAAAGCAACUGACAAAUUUAAUCAAUCAAAUCUUUCUUGCUUAGGGAAAUUAGCAAAAAGCUGUACAGCAACUGCAGUUAAAAUAUUUAUUUGCACAAAGCACCUAAGUGGUUACUGCACUAUGAUAAGUUUAUCGUGUGGCAAAUAGUGAUCUGAGUUCACCUGUUGUUCCUCCUGCCUGAGAUCUGCAGAGAAGGCUUUAUGCUCCUCUGAGCCAUUAAUUGCUUAGGUGAAAGAGAACAAGGUCUCUUUUCAAUCCGGCCAUCCCUUUAUGGAAUUUACGUUUAAGGAAGCUUUCUUUCCAACCUGUUCUCUGGUUGGUUCUUGUCAGUUUGCAAAGAGAUUUCUGCUCUGGAAAUCCUUUCCUAAUAUUGAGCUGGUUCUGAUGAUUGACUUUGUUGUUUCUAGUUUUUGUGAUCUGUUAUUGCUGCUCGCCAUUUGCAUGGGUUUAAUGGCUUUGGAAGGUCUGGGCGAGUAAUGUUUUUAUACAGGAGUUUGAUAUGGUGAUCUUGUUUUGUUUUGAGUAGCUUUUUGUGGAGAAGGCACCUGAUAAAUGCCCCAAAGAGAGGCAAGCAACUUCAAGAGAACCAAACAGAUUGGUUCUCUUUGAUUUAGGCAGACAUUCCCAGCCACUUCAUUUCCACCAUUGUACAAUGGGAAUAAGCAGGGACUUAACACACACAAUUUACUGUAAGGAUAGAUUAGGUCUAGGCAUUAAAAUAUUUGCACAAUUCAUACAACUCUGUAAGUGAUAGCUGAAUAAUAAUAUUUCAGUUAGAAUGCUAAUUUCUUAAUUGUGUUUUUUUUUUAAGAAUUGUGCAAAUGGAAGGGCUCUUCUACUACUAGAAAUUUCUUCUCUUCUGUCUCCCCCCACAAGUUGUUCCACAGGUGUCAACGAGCAGUCCAGACGUUACACAGCAAGUCUCGAAGCUGCACAGACCAAGAGCGGCAGCUUCUGAAGAACGUUGUGUCUUCUUUAGCGCAGUCCCUUCAGGACCUGUCUACCAGCUUUAGGCACGGGCAGUCUGACUAUCUCAAACGUAAGGAGCUUGUGCCAUUUGCUUGCAGAGCACCCUCGAUAGAUGGUGUUAACAGUUUAACACUGGGCUAGAUUAAUUUUGCUCCGUUCCUACUAGGCGCUAUGCUCAUUAGGUAACUAGCACUAAUAAGCCUGAUUGGGUUGAUUAGAUUAUGGCUAUUUUCUUGGGGCUCUGGGAGGAAGCAGAUGAGAAAUAUUUAUUUACCGUAUUUUUCGCCCUAUAGGAUGCACUUUUUCCCCUCCAAAAAUGAAGGGGAAAUGUGUGUGCGUCCUAUGGGGCGAAUGCAGGCUCCUUGGCUUCCACGAUAGCAACGCGAAGCCUCCAAAGCCUGCGCUCCGGAGGCUUCGCGUUGCUUCCGCUGAAGCCAGGAGAGUCUUCUCUUUGAGGCUGGCGGUGGGGGAAAGCAGCGCUUCCCCCAUCGCCAGCCCCAGAGGAUGGGGGGGCACAAUCUGGGUCGAAAAGGUCCCUUCUCGCUCCUGUGGGCUUUUGCGGGAGAUGGGGGAAUUCCCCCACCUCCCGUAAAAGCAGGCAAAAGCUGUGCGCUCUUUAAAGGGCGCGCCGCUCUUGGGGGCUUUUCCCCAAGGAGGGAGAAGGGACUGACUGGCCGUUUCAGUCCCUUCUCCCUCCUGGUCGAAAAGCCCACAGGGUAUUCCCCCACCUCCCGCAAAAGCAGGGAGAUGGUCUUGGAGUAGCUCACAGGCUGCGUGCAGCCUGUCCGCUGCUUCCAGAGCUGCCGGGGGGGGGGAAUAAUAUUUUUUUCCUUGAUUUUUCCCCCCCUGAAAACUAGGUGCGUCCUAUAGGGCGAAAAAUACGGUAUUUGUAAAACACAGUCGCCACUUCUGUUUCAGUUUUGGGGAACAGGGAUGGGUAAUUUCUCAACUUCCCAAAGUUUGCAUUUGUUAAGCAGUGCUGAGUACGCUUUAAUAAAUGCUUCAUUUAUAGUCACGGGUUUUUUUUCUUGCUCCUGCAGGUAUGAAGAAUCGAGAAGAAAGAUCCAAACAUUUCUUUGACACUUCAGUUCCCCUUAUGGAUGAUGGUGAGGACACAACACUAUACGAUCGGGUAAGUGCAGGAACUGUUAAAGAUGAAUAAUGAUUGUAUUUGAAAAGGCGGUAUUUUAAUUUUCAUCCGGUUGUUUCUAAAAACAAAUGAAUGGCAAUCCGAUAUCUGUUUGGCAGUUGAUCUUUCUGUGUGUCCCUGACUUUGGUGGUGGGGAAAGAGAUUUAAGUUAAUGAGUUGCCAUUUGUAACAACCAGGCCAUCCUAGUAUAGCAGGUGUUGCUGUACUACACCUCCCAUCAGCCCCAGGGAACUGAGAUCAUUCGCCAGCCUUUCUGCCAAAGGUUCUGAGAGGGGAAAAUGUGCUUGCUCUGGAUUUUUAAACCACUGUGUUUCUACUGGUUUCUUAGUCGGGACCCACGAGUGAGUCACACCUGGGCCUGAACGGGGCUGCCCCAAUAUCACCAUUGCAAUUUUAUUUAUUUAUUUUAAGAAAAAGAGAGAGAAUGGACGUGUAUGAUUUUUUUUAAAAAAAAGUUUGGUAAUAUGUUGUAGGUUGGGGUCAAAAGAGAAUAAGAAUUAGUUGAAGACGAUUGAGUUAGAUUAGAUAUCACGUCCCCCCUCUUGCUUUUGGUAUUUGUAAAAUUGUGGGAUAUUAGCAACUAUUUACACUCAAUAUCUUUUCUUUUCUUUUUUAAUAAGGGUUUUACAGAUGACCAGCUAGUAUUAGUGGAACAAAACACAGUGUUGGUGGAAGAACGGGAGCGAGAAAUCCGACAAAUUGUACAGUCCAUUUCUGAUCUCAAUGAAAUUUUUAGGGACUUGGGAUCCAUGAUAGUGGAACAGGUAUGUGUCUCUAAGGUUCUGGUAUGUUACUUGCGUCAUAUGACGCUCCCUUGCAUGGAAGCUCCUUCCCUGCCCAUAGAUGUGCACAGAGCAACAGGUGUAUUUUUCUAUAGAGGAGGAGACAGUGCCACUCUGUGUAAUGACAUACUUUCCUAAAUACCUGCAGCACAAGCUUUAUUGUGAUGAAAACAGAAAGUUUAAAUAUUAUGGCCCAACCAAAAUUUUGCCAGCCACAUCCUUUGAUUUCUUGUACAAUAUCCCUUUAAUAAUGAGCGUGCGUUCCUCUUUUCAGGGUACAGUUCUGGAUAGGAUUGACUACAAUGUUGAACAAUCAUGUGUUAAAACAGAAGAAGGGUUGAAACAGCUACAUAAGGUAAGGACAAAGUGUCUUCCAAUCUCCGUCAGUACUGAUUCUGUCUAGGAACAGCCAUGAAAGACCAGGAAGAAGCUUGAGGCAAGGGGUCUCUCUCUAUGGCCGUCUGUUUUUCAUGGGGUUUCAACAGGUAGUUUAGACGAACAGGAUGCAAUCAGCUUAAAGUGAGCGAUAUUGGACAGUGAUUUCACAGCUGGCUCCUGGCCGCAACUGAACACGUAGCUUUCAGAUGCUGGCAACGUAGCAAGCUGGUUCGCAUGUCACAUCAAACCAUACUUGGUAACAAACUAUGGCUUAAUGUCUCUUAAGCAGAGACAUCACCUUGCCAACAAAGGUCCGUAUAGUAAAAGCUAUGGUUUUCCCAGUAGUGAUGUAUGGAAGUGAGAGCUGGACCAUAAAGAAGGCUGAUCGCCGAAGAAUUGAUGCUUUUGAAAUAUGGUGCUGGAAGAGACUCUUGAGAGUCCCAUGGACUGCAAGAAGAUCAAACCUAUCCAUUCUGAAGGAAAUCAGCCCUGAGUGCUCACUGGAAGGACAGAUCCUGAAGCUGAGGCUCCAAUACUUUGGCCACCUCAUGAGAAGAGAAGACUCCCUGGAAAAGACCCUGAUGUUGGGAAAGAUGGAGGGCACAAGGAGAAGGGGACGACAGAGGAUGAGAUGGUUGGACAGUGUUCUCAAAGCUACCAGCAUGAGUUUGACCAAACUACGGGAGGCAGUGGAAGACAGGAGUGCCUGGCAUGCUUUGGUCCAGGGGGUCACGAAGAGACGGACACGACUAAACGACUAAACAACAAAAACAACAACAUGGCUUAAUGUGAAUACUUGUGCAUACUGCUGAAAAGUUCUCAUUUCUCUUCUCCUGUGUUCCUGCUGCCACUGUGCCUACAGGGAAAUGAGCCCAGGGUCUGAAUCUGGGCUUGUAGCUUAUUUUCUUCAAGCAAACAAGAAGUAAUAAGUGGAGAACUUUGAGCCUGUGUCCAGACAUCACAACAAGCCAGGGCUGUGGGUUGUUUCCUGGCAUUAAGGGAGGAACACAGCAACAUUAAACCAUGGUUGGUUUUAAGCUAUGGCUUAAUGUAAUAAUAAUAAUAAUAAUAAUAAUAAUAAUAAUAAUAAUAAUUUAUUAUUUGUACCCCGCCCAUCUGGCUGGGUUUCCCCAGCCACUCUGGGCGGCUUCCAUAGAAACCAAAAAUACAGUAAAAUAUCACAGAUUAAAAACUUCCCUGAACACGGCUGCCUUAAGAUGUCUUCUAAAUGUCAGGUAGUUAUUUAUCGCUUUGACAUCUGAUGGGAGGGCGUUCCACAGGGUGGGCGCCACUACCGAGAAGGCCCUCUGCCUGGUUCCCUGUAGCUUUGCUUCUCGCAAUGAGGGAACCGCCAGAAGGCCCUCAGCGCUGGACCUCAGCGUCCGGGCAGAACGAUGGGGGUGGAGACGCUCCUUCAGGUAUACUGGGCCGAGGCCGUUUAGGGCUUUAAAGGUCAACACCAGCACUUUCAAUUGUGCUUGGAAACGUACUGGGAGCCAACGUAGGUCUUUCAAGACUGGUGUUAUGUGGUCUCGGCAGCCGCCCCCAGUCACCAGUCUAGCUGCCGCAUUCUGGAUUAGUUGUAGUUUCCGAGUCACCUUCAAAGGUAGCCCCACGUAGAGCGCAUUGCAGUAGUCCAAGCGGGAGAUAACUAGAGCAUGCACCACUCUGGUGAGACAGUCCGCGGGCAGGUAGGGUCUCAGCCUGCGUACCAGGUGGAGUUGGUAGACAGCUGCCCUGGAUACAGAAUUGACCUGCGCCUCCAUGGACAGCUGUGAGUCCAAAAUGACUCCCAGGCUGCACACCUGGUCCUUCAGGGGCACAGUUACCCUAUUCAGGACCAGGGAGUCCUCCACACCAGCCCGCCCCCCUGUCCCCCAAAAACAAUACUUCUGUCUUGUCAGGAUUCAACUUCAAUCCAUUAGCCGCCAUCCAUCCUCCAACCGCCUCCAGGCACUCACACAGGACCUUCACCGCCUUCAUUGGUUCUGAUUUAAAAGAGAGGUAGAGCUGGGUAUCAUCGCAUACUGAUGGACACCCAGUCCAAACCCCCUGAUGAUCUCUCCCAGCGGCUUCAUAUAGAUGUUGAAAAGCAUGGGGGAGAGGACGGAACCCUGAGGCACCCCACAAGUGAGGGCCCAGGGGUCUGAACACUCAUCCCCCACCACCACUUUCUGAACACGGCCCAGGAGGAAGGAGCGAAACCACUGUAUAACAGUGCCCCCAGCUGUAACAUAUCAGUCAGUCCUGCAAGUUAAGUUACGACUUUUAGAUAGCGCUUACACCACCUGCAUCUCUUGAGGAAGCCUUUUUUGCAAAAUGGAUCCUCUCUCCGUUUAUUUACUUUUGUCAGCUUGAAUUGUCUCAGCCUGAGCUAGGCGUGUUGCAAGGAUAAUCAUGGAGUAACCAUCGUGUAGGUUGUGCUGGGAUCAAAUAGUGGAGUGAAAAAUGUGGUCAAUCAGACCUGGGAUGCAAACUUCACUAUAUAAUCAGAAUAUAUUUAGGCUGCAAUCCCAUGCAUGCUUACCCAGAAGUAAGUCCCAUUGAAGCAAAAACCAAAAAAAGCCUUCUUUCCUUAUAACACAGUUCUUGUAUAAUAAAACAUGUCAAGUCAACGUAAAAUCUGAGUAGGACCAUGUUGUAAAGUCAGCAAGAUAGUGACUGUUAAGUAAAACUGCCAGGUUUGUUUGUUCUUUAGUAUGUACAUCUCACUAGCAUGAGUUACAGAUGAUACAUUUGAGUGAUGGCUUACAUUACCCCUGAUGCUGAAAGCAAGUUCGAAAUAAUUGCAGUAUCUACAUGGAGGAAUCUACAUUAAAUUUGCUCUGUUGUUUUUGGUUUUUUUCAGGGUCAGUGCACUGAAUUCUCUUUUCUUUUAUCCACAGGCUGAGCAAUACCAAAAGAAGAAUCGGAAGAUGCUUGUCAUUGUCAUUUUGUUUGUAAUAGUAGUUGUCCUUAUCAUUGUUCUCAUUGCUGUCAAAUUCCGCUAGGUAGCACUCCUGUGAUGCUUUCCUUUCUCUGUGUUUGUACGUUUUGGGAGGUGGGGGUGUUGUGCUUUUCCUCCCCCCGCCUUUUCUUUUUUCUUUUCUUUUUUUCUUACUGAUACAAGUGGUUGAGCCUCUCACUCUGGAAAGCUGCCUUUUGAAUGAAUGUAGAAGCCCUAGUGGUGCAAGGUCUGUGCAAUGUUUCUGGGGGGGAAACAAAAACCCUUUCUGUUUUACAUGCUAAAUGACUGCGCAGGUAGUGGUUUGCAAAAAUGCGGGCAAAAAUUAUUGGGAAUUUUGAGAAAUGCUCUCAAACUAGGCAUCUGGUUAUUUAUCCAGGAUUUAGAAGACUUAAAAUGCAUCUUUAAAAUUAAGUUGCGGACUGAAAUGUUUCAGAAAAGCAUCAUAAUUUAGUUGUAUCGAGAACCCAAUAGUGUUGUUUGCCAACAUUUAUGUUACGGUUAAUCUUAGGUUUUUGUGAGCUGCCUAGGUUUCUUUUUGGACACAAUACCAAAAACUAUGGGUUGGUGGUAAAACUGCCUUAAACGUAAAAAGUGUUUGAUUUUAACUAGUUUUCCUCCAGUUUUAAGACUUGUGUAGACUUAGUGGAAGUGAAACACUUUUUAAAACAGCAGAUAAUCAUAUCAUGUGACUUCAUACCAUUAUUAUUAUUAUUAUUCCCUUGAGUGGUAUUUAGCAGUGUAAAUAUAACACCCCAACCAUAAUGAGUGCUACAGAAAUUUUAAAUUAUUUUCUUGGCUUCAAAUAAUCCAGAAUGUCCUUCUUCUCUCCCUGCGUUGCCCUUGCCCUAAACUGAUUUAUGCACUGUUGUUGUUGUUCUACUACAUAUAUUUUGGAAUAUUUGAAUAUUAAGGCCACAGCUGGAAGGAAAUCUUUUGCUUUUCUCCUCCUCCUCUCCCCUGACCCCAAAUCUUUAUCCACUAUCAUGUGAGCAUCGGUGGUGACAGCCUUCAUCUCCUACUUCCAGAUACUGAAUUGGAAAAGGGAUGGUGGUUUUUCAAACAUGUAGCUUAAAUCAGAUGAAAUAAGCUAACCGAUGCAUAUAUUGGAAUCAUGAAUCUGAAUAGAAGAACUUUUGUCCUCUGUCGGGCUGUGGAAAAGCCUCAAGAGAAACGGGGGUCAACAGCUGUGAUUUAAAAUGCUGGUUCCUCUAUUGCAGAUGGCAACUCUGCUAAGGGAGCAUUUUUUAGCAGUUUUAACUGGAUCCUAAAAGUGCUGGGCAAUUUUAGGGGCCUUUGCUUCAUUCCUUUGUUGUUGUUGUUUUUAAAAGAUACCAUUCCUUUUGUGAAUAAUUUAUUUAAAGCUUGUGGGGUUGCAUCUCUGCCAGUGUUUUGCAGUCACUGUGAUCUUGUCCGUGCCCUCUGCACCUCACCUUUCCCCCAGCUUUUUGCACCUCUCAGAUUUCUUUGUAGAACGAUGGAAAUAAAGAGACUCUUGCCUUGAUCCACACCAGGAUUAAGCCUGCUGGUUAGAACAGAGGAUAAUGUCCCCCUAGGAAUGGCUCCUGGAAAAAAUUAUCUGAAAUGAAGAGGUGCGGCAUAUCAGUGUCGUGAUCUCGUGCUGCUCCCUGUGUCAGUGGGGCUUGUCCCAGUGGAUUGUGUUCAAGUCAGCACUUUCAGAUCUCUCCUACUCGUACAGAUCAUCACGUAGGGCUAUAAAAUGAGCCCAGUCUUAACGAGCUACAUCUUCAUGAUGGGGCAGUAUAAUAACUAUAGAGCAUGCCACUGGUCGUGAAUGGUGGCUGCUGUCAAGGCCUGUGCUUCCUGCUUUUUGGACUAUACAAUAUAUGACAUGACACCACAAAACGCUGGGAACUAUUAUUGCAUCAGUGAAUAGCUAGUUUGCCCACCUUGCAGAAACGUGUUGAUGCUUUCAUAGCUGGGUGUUGUUGCAGCUGUACCAGACCUACUGCUUUAAAACCUCCCAAGGAGGAGAGCCCACCACCUCCCGAGGGAGACAGUUCCACUGUUGAACAGUUCUUACUGUUAAAAAAUUCUUCAUCAUGUUGAGUAGGAAUUCCCUUUCUUGUAACUUGAAUCCAUUGGUUCAGGUCCUACUCUCCAAAGCAGGAGAAAACAAGCUUGCUCCAUCUUCCAUGUGACAGCCCUUGAGAUAUUUGAAGAUGGCUAUCACAUCUCCUCUUAGUCUCCUCUUCUCCAGGCUAAAUGUACCCAGCUCCUUCAACCAUUCCUCAUAAGGCUUGAUUUCCAGACCCUUGAUCAUCUUGGUCACCCUCCUAUGCACACAUUCUAGCUUAUCCAUAUCCUUCCUAAAUUGUGGUGUGCAGAAUUGGACACAAUAUUCCAGGUUUGGUCUAACCAAGGCAGAAUAGAGCCGUACUAUGACUUCCCUUGCUCUGGACACUAUACUUCUGUUGAUGCAACCUGGAAUAGCUUUUUUUGCUGCUGCAUCACACUGUUGACUCAUGAAGCUUGUGGUCCACUAAGACCUCUAGAUCCUUGUCCCCCGUCUUAUAUUCCUGCCUAAGUGUACAGCCUUACCUUUGUCCCUAUUUAAUUCAUUUUGUUCAUUUUGGCCCAGUUCUCUAAUCUGCUAAGGGCAUCUUAAUGACCUAAUGAUACCAAUUCUAUCUUCUGCGGCAUUAGCUACUCCUCCGAGUUUGGGGUCAUCUGCAAAUAUGAUGAGCAUCCUCUCAAUUCCUUCAUUUAUAAAGAUGUUGAACAACAACGAGCCCAGGAUAGAACCCUGUGACAACCAACUUGUCACCUUUUCCCUGGAUUAUGAGGAACUAUUCGGUUGAUUGAACAGGACGUUUAACUGAAUAGUGCUUUGAACUCUUCCAGCUUUGAUUCUCUGUCGGGACUAUACCACUUCUAACCAUAGGAGAUAGGGGGUGGCUCACACGUUUGAAUGCUUCUUUCUAUUAAACAAAAAAUCUCCACAAAUAGAAAGCUAGAUACUAGGGAGAAGGCAAGAUUUGCACCUUUCUCUUUGAUGCUUAGUUUUCUGCAGGUGGGGAUUUUUGUUUAGCUUAAGCCUUAUCUAGGAUUGCCAUACACCCAGAAUUUCCUUUCUCUUUGAUGCUUAGUUUUCUGCAGGUGGGGAUUUUUGUUUAGCUUAAGCCUUAUCUAGGAUUGCCAUACACCCAGAAUUUCCCGGACAUAAGCAGGAUUUGGUCAUCGGAAACAGUGUCCAGGCGGAAAUCGCUGAAAUGUCUGGGGAAAUCCAGACAUAUGGCAACCCAUGUUGGAAGUGUAGUUUUUGGAGAAUUUCCUUAAAAAUAGCUCAAAAACUUUUGUGUCCGGAUUUUUACAUUUUGAAAUAUGGCAGCCCUAGCCAUAUCAGUCUUAGAUGAAUUGGUGUAGCCAGGACACAGGUUUACAACCUAUGAAUUAAAUUAAAAUCAUGAACAAUCCAACAUAGUGCAUUCUCUUCCUUCCUAGUUCCUUCAUUUUUUUCCUUUGCCCAAAUUUGACAUGAUGGUGUUGAAAUGGUCCAUAAACAAUUUGCUACUGUCAAUGCGAACCCUAGAACACAUCUAGUGUCUGCCUGUACAAAAGUUCUCCAUAAUGUGACCCACUGUGCCAGCAUUGAUAAGAUUAUCAUUUUAUAUAGCACCGUUCAUGUAUAUUAGGGGCGAAGAAUCUUCUUUUUUUCUGCCUGAAAGCUCUGCUUCCUACUGGGCAACAUUGCCAGGGACAUAUGUCAACAGCGGGUGCAGUAAGAGGCAAGGGCACAAGUGUAAAUUUUAACCUUUGUACAGUUGGCUAGUUUAUUCUCCACCCAGGCAAGCAAAAGGCAUUAUCCGUGUUCAAUUGCAAAAGCACUUGGAUGUGAAGCAAGGCAGUGAGAGAUAUGCCCCAGGGGUAGUUCCAAGGGCCAGACAGAGGUGCAUUUGGCCCCAUGGACCGUUGUUUUCCCAAGCUCGAUGUGGCUGCUGGCUUACGGAAUAAACGAAUAGCUUUCUGCUUCAAGAAAUGUACAGUCUCUAAGCUUUGACAAUGCAGAGAGAAUGAGGACUAAGCUAACAGCAGAUGAAUGUGAACCAGUGCAACUGCAUGUACUUUAGACUCACUGUUUCCAAACUCUGAAAGGCAGCCAGGAAUUGCUGAAAUGUUCCUCAAAUCCAAACACUGAUGGGGCAGAAGGAAGAACGACAAAUAACUUCUCCAGCCACGGGGUUGCAGAAUAAUACAUGAAACGCUGUCGCAACAAUAGCUGGCAAAUGGCAUGUAUUAUUGCAGACCGUUUUUCAUUCAUCUGCCUGGCUUAAAAUUCAAAGCCUUCUGCUUAUAAAUACAGACAGGAAAAAGUGGGCAGCAAGCAUAUUUUGGGGGUAGCAGUUUUAAAUCUAUUUCACUGCCAUCCUCAAAGAACCCUGUGAAGAAUGAUGCAAGCUAAUGACAGGCCUACUCGGAGCAAAUUUGUUUAAAUUAACAGGCAUUGCUAACUUAAAAUUAAUAAUCGGUGGGAUGCAACUCAGUGCUUUUAGUAUACCUAGAGCUGUACAUGUGCUUUUUGAGUCUUAUCAUUUCAUGGUUAUAAUAUGAAGUCUCGCAUCUGGGCACUUAGGUUUCCCUUUUGUGAGAAUCUGUUUCACAGAACAAAACCCAGGUGGGAAGCAUCUGAUAAAGACAUUAUUAUUGUUAGCAUACCCAUCCUGCCUAAAAAUGUGUGAUUUUUUUUUAAAAAAAGAAAUGCCAUAUCUGGCGCAGAAUAAAUCAUACAAAGUAAAUGGAUGCAAAUUUUGCUUAACUUCCGUUUCAUAUAUAGUGCCUAAAAAGCAAACCAAGCUCUCAGAUAUAUAUUUUUUUCAUUUUCUUUUAAAUAACAGGCUGUAGAAGCUAGGAAGGGGGUAAAAAAGUAAAUCAUAUGGGAGAAAGCCUGAGCAAAGAUACUAAUAUUUAAAAUGGUUUCCCCCCUCCAAGAUGGUUGUGGAUAAAGCAAGGCAGAUCAGGUGUGGGGAGAAGGAGGGCACCCUAACUGUAAGGAAAAAUUAAUGCUUUGUGGAUGCAGGAUUUAAAUGUGUGUGGGACUUACUUGUUUUCGUGAAGACACAGCCCUGCGUAGGCAUAUCUGUCAAGACACUAGAACAAAAUAUUAUCUUCAGCGAGCAGAGCUUCCCAAGGCUGUUGGGAAAUCCUUCUAAGGUUCUAUUUGUAUAUUGUACUUUACCCAUUUGUAAAUGUCUAGUGCACUGUGUUUUCUGAAGGUUAACACAAAUCCUCAAUUGCUCUGAGAACCAUUAACUUGAUUGGGACAAUUUCUGAGGACUCAAAUGUAAUAUAUGUACAUUCCAAAGGGGUUUCAGACCUGAGGUUCCUUCUGUUCAUCCAUCAUAGUUUCUGUGUCAGAUGACUGUAGUCCGAGAGGAAUAAAGUUCUAUUUAAUAUUAUUUAUUUAUUGAAAUUCAGUAACAUUGUCGAAGUCAUUUUCUACCGCUUUUAACAUGCUUUCUUUCAUGCCAGCCGUGUUCUAGGUACUGUAACACAAGUGUGACAUUGGUCAGACAAGUACAGUAGGCUUAUAGUUCACAGUGGAUGGGUGGAAAAGACCAGGGAGACAACAGUGAAGUCUAAGAUUAACAAAUGAAUUGGCAGAGAUUUGACAGUGAUUGUCAUGCCUGAUUGUGGCUGUGCCUCUUUUUUGUGGACCUUUGUACAAUUAAGGGGACAUCAUAAACUUUUAUAGGAUGUUUUCUCUAAACUUCUGCAAUGUUUCAUGUAUCUCCUUCUUGGCUAUGCCUCAACGAUAUUGUUCUUUGAAGAAGAAGAAACUAUUCAGUUUUUAUAUCUAAAAAAGGUGAGGUGAGGAUCACAUAUUUCCUAAUUACAACUUGAAAGCUGAGACUCUGAAUUACCUGCUGUACUAGCUGGGGCACAGGAAGCAUUAAAUUCUAUGUGCUUAUAUGUAUGUACAUAUGUCCUUCACUCUUAUCAUUAAAACAAAUCAAACUUUUUUUAAAGAGUUUCAGAAUUGCUCUGAAGUUUCAGAGAGAUGACAUGUUAUUGAUGUAAUAAACACUGACCAAUAGAUGCCCAUCACAACUGGUCUUUUCAUGGUAUAAUUUUUAAGAGGUUGCAGGGAGGAAAAUGUGCUCUUAGGGCAGUGCAAGUUAUUUCAAAUUACGCCUGCUAUGUUUACAAUGUUACAUCAGUUUUCAACCUAAAUAAAUGUCAUCUGCUGGGUCUGCCUCUUUCUAACAUUGAGAGAGGAUAAAAUGGGAAAAGCCCCAUUUACAGAUGCUUAAUAGGGCAAGGUUUGAGAACCUCUGCUGGGUGUUCUUCCAGGCAUUUAAUAUAUAUAUUAAAAACUAUACAUCUUAAACUUGCUUAAAUUUGUGCCUCCAUGAAGGACGGAAUUGCCAUAUACUUUAUUUAACGAAGAAAUAAUAGUCACAGGAUACUAUAGAAGACCAGUGUAUAUGAAGCAUCCCUUACAUUUUAAGGCUUGUUUAAUUUUGUUUUCAUAAUAUUAAGGGAAAGCAUCCUAGCUCAGAGCAGAUAUGGGCCAUUUUUCUCUGUUUCAGGCAUACUUUCUUUCACAGCUCUUUUGUGACCUCACUCUCAUUUUCAUCCUGAUCCCAGAACCGCACUAGGAGCUCUGCAUGGCCAAAACUUUUUUCCAGUGUUAGGGAAGCUUAUGUACAAACCUUGUACAGGAAAUAUUCCUCAGCACAGGUUCCAGUGCUUUGUACAAAGCUUGCCCCGAUCCUUUUACAGUAAUGAGAGAAACCUUGCCUGUACAAAAUCCUGUAUAUAACUUAAGAAUACUCUCAGGCUUUUUUGCAUUUCAAUCUUUGCAUGCAAAGUGAAUGUUCAGUUCUGUGGCUCGCCCUACAGGAAACAAUGAGGCGGCAACAUUACUGGGGAAGACUCUGUUCUUCAAUGCCCCACUGUGUACGAACUCCAGCAGAAGCCGGUGUUGAUUGUUGUCAUGGCCGUAUACUGUAACUGCCGCCUGAAUCUAUGCCAUAUAUAACAGAAGGGACCUCACGUCUUACCCAACUAUGUACAGUAUAUUUUCUUCCACUUCUGUGAAACAAUUUGUAAUGUAUGAAUAAACCAUCAAAUCUCCAGUGUGGUGUGCGAGAUGUUGUAUUGCCUUGAAAAUCCUCUUCGAUUAGUGGCUCACAAACG
Molecule: messenger RNA, 26875 nt
Organism: Podarcis lilfordi (Lilford's wall lizard)
Lineage: Eukaryota; Metazoa; Chordata; Lepidosauria; Squamata; Lacertidae
Source: the annotation of a GenBank genome assembly